This is a messenger RNA of Patiria miniata (bat star), 2244 nucleotides long. RefSeq lists its product as uncharacterized. The transcript is spliced from 7 exons. NCBI's taxonomy places the organism in Eukaryota, Metazoa, Echinodermata, Asteroidea, Valvatida, Asterinidae. The record is from RefSeq and is a predicted model, not a curated record. The coding region runs from base 120 to 1691 and encodes 523 amino acids.
GUGACGUAUCAAAGAAACUUAGGCACAUGUUAUAGUGAAUGAGUGCAUGUUUACACGUAAUAAUCGUGUACUUGCACUGAGACUCACGUUACCCCCGUUUAAUUUUCAGAACUGAAACAAUGCAAUCCAUUCACAUUUCAGCAUUCCUAGGCCUUGCCAUGGGUUUCUUCAUGGGUCUAGUGCCUUCCAUUUUAUUGGGUGGUUCGCUCAACUUUCACCGCUGCCGUGAGGAAUGCAAGUGCCCGCUGUCACAUCAACUUGGGUCUUCCCAUCAGUUUCCAUCACUGAGGAACUUUCAAGACGCAAGCAUGGAGGAGCCAGAGCCAAAGGUAGGCCAGCCCACGUCACGAUCAUCACCCAGGAAAAUCCUGCUGGACUGCGGUGCUAACGUGGCUUCCACGGUCCUGCUGUUCAGGGAGACCUACCCCGGGGGAAGAGAUUUCACCAUCCACUCGUUCGAAAUUGACGACCGGCUGUCGCCGUACUUCAGCCCGUACGACAAACAUCAUCUGCACUGCCCCGUCGGCGUAGCGGGCAAAGAUGGUAACAUGACGGCUUUUUCUGAGGUGGUUUGGGGACCGAAGAAGCCUCUGAAUCGCGGAAUUGACAUGCAGUGGGGAGGAGGUUCACUCUACGUGUCCGAGACAGAACGGAAAAACAACGUAACAGGUGGUAAACGUAAGCUGUCCUAUCGAAAGACAAUUCCCGUCGUCGAACUUUCAAAAUGGAUCAAAGACAACUUUUCAGUGGACGAUUAUGUCAUACUAAAACUGGACGUUGAGGGCGCUGAAUACGACAUCUUACGAAAGAUGAUCGACGACAAAGCAUUUGCCUACAUCGACAAAUACUACGGUGAAUACCAUGAUAGUCAACCAACAGGCUGGACCAUGGAAGGCAAAAAUAAGAUACGCGCUGAUAUCAAGGAGGCAGGCUUUACGAUGAUUGGAUGGGCGGGAGAGACCAAAACAUACGAUGAUAUCGAGCAACUAAAUCCGGUGAAGGUUUCAGCAGACACCCCUGGCAAACCUGGCGAGAUCUACUCGAGUUGCGAGAGCGGCUCAGUGGCCGUCACUGUCGCAGUCGGCAUGAACUUCAAGCGUGCACACCGAGUGGUGGCCACUCUAGCGGCCCACAAACCCCUGGUUCCCACCACGCUGUUUGUCUAUGGCGACUUCGUUCAUAUCUUCCCCGAGACGGUCAAGUCCUGGGCCCAGCACUUCAACAUCGCCAUACGGGAGGACGGCUACAAUCCCCCGGGUCACUUGGAGCUGAUGUCCGGUCACUGGGUCCGUAUGGGUCUGAUCAGUAGCAUCUUGCGUCUGGAGGAGAUUGGGAUCACGACUUCUUACUACCUGCCGUCGGUGGUGAGGGAUAUUAUUCCCACAAUCAAAACAGAAGCUGCUGCAAGGGGGCUGAGGAUUAUUAAGCCCGUCGUAGAAUUUCCUGCCAGAAAUGGUUCCAAAGCGCAACUCACCCUGGACAACUACUACAAAUACCGAGACGUAGAGCGCGUGCCCAAGGCCCUGCGGCGGAUCCACGACGCGCUCGUCAAGAACGACGGGGGCGUCCUAACCCUAGACACAGACUUGCCAGACACCUACAUGAACUCUGUCUUCAUGAUGGACUACCUGGUGGAAACCUCCGGCUUCAAGUUGGUGCCUUUGAACGAGUGCGUUGCCAAGUCACGAUAGUUGUAAAUAAUGUGGAUCAGCUGGGAUUUAAGACUCCAUUUUCAAAGGGCCGCCUGACUUUGAUUUUUCGGUACCACUGGAAUUUCCUGAUAUGGUUGCCGAACUGUCUGGACCAUAACGGAAACUUUGAAUAAAUUCAAUGUUGGGAAUCAGUCUGCAGAGGGAAAUUUCUCUGAAGUAAAAUCCACUGAUUUCUCCGUCAUUAAUUUUUAUUAUUUCUAAAGUGAAAAUGGACUGAAAAUAAUUAUGUUUAGAUAAAGUGCCAAACCAUUUUAUACAGAGCCAUAAUCUUGUGACGCAUGUCGCUAGCUAUAGAGGACUCUUUAAUUAUAAUGGUGGUAUAUAAAUAUAAUUCAUGAGGUAUAACUAUAAUUUCAUCACGAAAUAUUCUAACAAGAGCUUCUUUUAAGUCAAAAAUACUUAAAUAUAAUUUUAAAGUAAAAAAAAAUACAGAUACUAGUUUUCUUUCAUUAAAUCAUUUCCAGUCACAAGAUCGCAUAAGAACCAAAACUAAAGAUCGAGAAGCCCUCCUUUAUACGUCUUCUAGCAUGAG